Molecule: messenger RNA, 1211 nt
Organism: Conger conger (European conger)
Lineage: Eukaryota; Metazoa; Chordata; Actinopteri; Anguilliformes; Congridae
Gene: tfpt
Product: TCF3 (E2A) fusion partner
Exons: 6
Coding region: 214-831 (205 amino acids)
Biological process (GO): positive regulation of apoptotic process; apoptotic process; apoptotic signaling pathway
Cellular component (GO): Ino80 complex
Molecular function (GO): DNA binding
Source: RefSeq, a predicted model, not a curated record
GCAAAGAAACUGCCUUCCUAUGCCACCAUUCUGGAUCCGGUAGAUACAUGUGACGUAAAACUAAGGCGCCACUUUCAUGAAAAUAUCAGUAAUCAUAAGUUAGCAGCUGAGUUUUAACAAUGGUGUUUGGUUUGUGAAUGUGGAUUAUUUGAUGUGCAAUUGCAAGUACUUCAUUUUAACGGCAUUUCACCUGGCGGCGAAUUGAUAGUAAAGAUGAUGGAAGAUUUCUCUGGCCUUGCCCUCCCUCCUCUCUUUGGUGGACACAUACUGGAAGCAGAGCUGGAGCCAGGGGGAGUGGAGCUGGGGCCGGGGGAAGUUGAGCUGGGGCCAGGAGGGACUGAACUGCUGGACAGUGGAGGGCAGGGGUCAAGGCUUGGACCAGAAGAGGAGCAAGAGAGGAGAGAGCAAGAAAAACAAAAGUACCUGGCAUUGAGCAGGAGAUGUAAAGAAAUUGAACAAGUAAAUGAGCGAAUACUUGGGCGCCUUCACCAGGUUCAAAGACUUACACGACGCUUGAAGAAAGAAAGAAGGUUUCUGAUGAAGACUCUUAACUCGUAUGGAGAUGACUAUAGAAGUGCCCAACUCACGAUACUUCUUGAGGAUGACGGUGGAGCUCAUUUGGACUCUUUUCCGGGUGGGGAGGAGGAUAGGCCGAAUGGCCUUCCUGGAUCCUCCCCCUCUGUUCUCCUCCAAUCAGCAGUUGGAACAAAAAAGAAGCGGCAUCGAAUUCCCAAGGAGAGGGAGAGAGAUGCCCAGACUGAGGAAGAGUUGUCCAUGUUGACUGAUGCCCAAUUCAGCGGAUUUCCCAGCCCACCCUCUCUCCCUCACUGAUCAAACCCAGGGAAAACAAGACCUCAUACGAGGCAAUACCCGUUGUGUGUCCACCUUGUGGUAACUCCUAACCGUGUAUUGCUGAAUUAUUGUUUUGAUGGAUGUUGAUAUCUCUGAAUUUUUGGGGUGAUUUGCAUACAGAUCGAAUCCAGUAGUUGGAAAUAUCUCCUGUCCUAAUGAAAAUGGUUCUGCCUGGAGUGUUUCCAUGAAGAAUUGUUUUGGAUUACCGUGUACAUACUGUAACCACAAAGACACAGACAGCAGCUACACAUUUUGUACUAUAAAUGUAUUUUCUAAUUUUGUAUUGAAUAGUUGUUGCUGUGUUGUUCAUUAGAUAUAAUUGUGUAACAAUAAUUAAAUGUGUUGAAAUUCUUGUGCUA